Phaeoacremonium minimum UCRPA7 is the source of this 390-nucleotide messenger RNA. Its product is annotated as putative 50s ribosomal protein 27 protein. Gene Ontology annotation, biological process: translation. The transcript has a single exon. Gene Ontology annotation, cellular component: mitochondrial large ribosomal subunit. Gene Ontology annotation, molecular function: structural constituent of ribosome. Lineage: Eukaryota; Fungi; Ascomycota; Sordariomycetes; Togniniales; Togniniaceae. The coding region runs from base 1 to 390 and encodes 129 amino acids. The record is from RefSeq and is a predicted model, not a curated record.
AUGAGAGCUACAGAAGUUCUUUUCGGCCGGAGAUGGCGCAAGCUUAGGCUCACGACGAAGAAUGUCAACAAGGGAUACUACAAGGGAACAGGAACAGGCAGCAUGGGACGACACACGAAGUACGGUGGCUACGUGAUUGAGUGGCCGAAGGUGCGGACAUAUGUUGUGCCUGCGGGAUUGAGUACAUUCAAGGUAGGUUGCUUUCUAAGCUACAUUGGCAACGCGAAGUAUGAGGAGACAACGGAUGCUGAUACAUAUGCGCAGCUUACCCCGUUUGUGACGAACAACAUGAAGAGGACGUGGGGGUUCGGCCAGUACGUUGAUCCUAAAGGGCCGAGGAGUCCCGAGCUUUAUCUACAAAGAUGGAAAGAGGAGAACGGUCUGGACUAA